GGGUUUUGUUUAUUUGUAGUGAUGAAUUCAGUCUUUAGUCUUAUUCAGUCUUCUUUAACUCUGUCUAUAGCUAUUUGGUCUAUUUGCCAACCUGUUCUUUUUAGGACAGGCUUUCACUAUCAUGCUGGUUUAUAUCUGGAGUAGAAGGAACCCUUAUGUCCGCAUGAACUUCUUUGGCCUGCUCAACUUCCAGGCCCCAUUCCUUCCCUGGGUGCUCAUGGGAUUCUCACUGUUACUGGGCAACUCCAUUGUUAUUGAUCUCCUGGGGAUUGGUGUAGGACACAUCUACUACUUCCUGGAGGAUGUAUUUCCUAACCAGCCCGGAGGCAGAAAGCUUCUUACCACUCCUGGAAUUUUUCGAGUUUUGUUUGACAUGCCUCAAGAAGAUCCGAAUUAUGCCCCUCUUCCAGAAGACCAGAGUGGGAUAUCCCGGAAUGGACAAGGUGUAGAAGAUAACGGCCAAGGUCAAAAUGAUGAAGAUCUUCAAAGAGAAGAAAACUGAAGGUUUCAAUACCACAAAGACAGCAAUAAAUCUUGUCAUGCUUUUAAAGUCCUCCUUGCUUUAGUUGGGGAAGUUUAUGUCUGCAUGUCAAUUUUUGUAAGUUAGACUGUGUAAUAGAAGACACUUUGUUAAAGAGGCGAUGCUUUAGCACACGGUCCACUGUGGAUCCAGGAAACCUGGAGACUAUGGCCACCUUAGUGCCUUUGUGUACAAAAUAAAUGGAUCCAAAUUUAGCAUUUAGUGCCAUGCAUGUCACAAA
Messenger RNA from Sinocyclocheilus grahami, 761 nucleotides. RefSeq names its product derlin-2-like. The transcript is spliced from 3 exons. Lineage: Eukaryota; Metazoa; Chordata; Actinopteri; Cypriniformes; Cyprinidae. Bases 122 to 502 code for a protein of 126 amino acids. The record is from RefSeq and is a predicted model, not a curated record.